UGGGCAGGGAUCUGAUCCACAGACAGGUUCUAACAUAAUUCCAUAACAUGGAUCGAUACGCUAAUCUUUCUGAUGACGGAGAAGUGGAUCACUCCUUUUUUGAUAGUGAUGAUGACAAUGAAAAGGGGAAAAAGGUUGUGGCCACUUCAAGCACCAGCAAGCAUGAAUACAAACAAAAUAAAAAGGGUUCUGGAUCAGAGGAAAGAGAAGAUGAUGCAGAACAAGGAACAAGCAAAAUGGAAAGUGAGGAGGAGUCAAUGGCAUCUAUUGGUAAAAGUUCCCCAGAACUGAGGUCGUCUCCAGAUCCAACGAGAGCCAGAAGUGCAGCAAAGUCAGGCCGAGAUUCUGCACACAGCUUAAAAAUAGAAGCCAUUAUUCCUACAGGGAUCCCCCAGAUCAGACGAGAGUUUGAAGACAAUUAUUACCCCGAUGAAGAUGACAGUAGCGAAGAGGAAAGCCGAAGCUCAAGGCCCAGAACGGCAAAGCAAACGAGUGUUGGAAAGAAAAAUGUGACAAAGUACAGCAGGGAUUUCCCUUCUUCCAUUUCCAGCUCGGAUACAGAGUUUUCUGAUGCUGCUCCAGAUGAUCAAACUUCCAAGUCCUAUCAGUCAUUGAGAGACAAAGUGCCCUUAUCUCUGCGCUCGCCUGAACGCAAGGCUUCUAGACCACCUAUCAGAGACUAUGUUGAUGAGUCUGAAGAUACUGUCACUGAUGUCACCCCUCUUUCCACACCAGACAUCAGCCCCAUAUCGUCAUUUGACAUAGCAGCCACCAGUGAAGCAUUGAAAAAUAAAGUUAAGCGACAAGAGAAUGUGAGCCAGGAGAUAUUCGAACCUGAUUUUGAAAGUAAGUCAGACCCGAAGGCUUUCCAGGAUGCGAUGGACCUGAACCAACUUCUCAAAGCAUUUAUGAACCUUGAUAAGAAGGAGCAGAAGAGCCUAUCAGUGGAGCAACCAUCCAUCAGACAGAAGAACUACUCUUUCAAAAAUGAUGAAGUCAGGCAUAUAGACCGAGAAAACCAAAGGUUGCUGAAAGAGCUGUCCAGGCAAGCUUCAAAGUCUAAAAGCAAGAGUCUGACCCCCAAGAAACCAAACGGCACCCCAUCCCGCCUCUACCAUAGCGCUCUGAAUAGACAAAGGGAGCAACAACGUAUUGAAAGGGAAAAUCUGGCUUUGUUAAAGAGAUUAGAGUCAGUGAAGCCAACGGUUGGUAUGACCCGCUCUGAACAAUUCAUGGACUAUCAGCGCCAAGCAGGAUAUUUGAGCUCAGCGGCCUCCUCACCAAGGCCUGGAAAGGCCUCUAUAAGCCGGCUGGGCACCUCAUCAGCUUCAAGUGGCCUCUCAAGGGUGUCGAGUGCCAGCAGUCGAACUGGUCGCAUGGGCAGUAGUGGCGCUUUACUCCGGCCGUCUAAAUCCUGCAAUGCACGAACAGCAUGGAUGUAACGCCUCUUAGGAGCCGGUGUCCCCACAAAUUUCCAGCAUUCUUAUAAGCUCCUCUUGUAAACUGGUGUAAUUCGAAAGUAACACUGUUGUUACAAUUCAAAA
Messenger RNA from Nanorana parkeri, 1544 nucleotides. RefSeq names its product cilia and flagella associated protein 97 (gene CFAP97). The coding region runs from base 48 to 1442 and encodes 464 amino acids. The transcript has 7 exons. The record is from RefSeq and is a predicted model, not a curated record. Gene Ontology annotation, biological process: spermatogenesis. Lineage: Eukaryota; Metazoa; Chordata; Amphibia; Anura; Dicroglossidae.